Solenopsis invicta (red fire ant) is the source of this 1464-nucleotide messenger RNA. Its product is annotated as odorant receptor 67c-like. Gene Ontology annotation, molecular function: odorant binding; olfactory receptor activity. Lineage: Eukaryota; Metazoa; Arthropoda; Insecta; Hymenoptera; Formicidae. Gene Ontology annotation, cellular component: plasma membrane. Bases 287 to 1366 code for a protein of 359 amino acids. The transcript is spliced from 6 exons. The record is from RefSeq and is a predicted model, not a curated record. Gene Ontology annotation, biological process: sensory perception of smell; detection of chemical stimulus involved in sensory perception of smell.
UAUAUUAAUUUAUUGAAUUAUUUUUACAAAAUAUUAAUUAAUUUAAAAACUUAAGUGGGUGUUUUAUUGUUGUUUGUUAUUUUCUGAAUUUUUAUUACACACACAAUUAAGUGUAACACUACUUAUGCAUUUUUUUUUUAAUUAGUUCAGGCAACUUUUUAGGUAAACUUUGUACUUACAUAGAUUUUUGCAGGUAGAUUUCGAAUGGGCGGUGAAACUGAAUCGUUUCACUUUAAAUUUGAUUGGACUCUGGCCUAAAAGUGCACAAACUUUUCGACAGAAGUUAAUGUGCAAUUUUCGAGUGCUUGUUGUUUUUUUGAGUAUAACAUUUGGUCUGCUUAUUCCUUCUAUACAUUCUUUGACAAGAAUUUUUGGAGACAUUAUAUUAAUGUUAGAUAAUUUACAAUUUACUUUACCGGCCAUAAGUUGCUCGAUAAGAAUCGCAAUUUUCUGGUGGAAAAAAGAAGCUAUUGUACCGAUCAUGAACAUGAUUGUGGAGGAUUGGGUAAAGUUGAAAAAUGCACAAGACAGAAACGUAAUGAUCAGAAGGGCACAAUGUGCACGUAUAAUUAUUACAUUCGGAUAUUGCAUAAUGGGAGCAGGAUGUUUUUUCCUUAUUGUUCUGCCUAGCUUUGGAAUAUCAAUGAGAGACACGAAUAACAUUACUGAUCCAGGGAGACCAAUGCCUCUACAAACUCAUUUCAUUUACGAUGUAACAAAAAGUCCACAGUAUGAAUUGACAUUUAUUAGCCAAUCUAUUUAUAUUAUUGUUGCUAUGAUGUCCUAUAGUGGAAUUGAUAAUUUUCUUGGAUUAUUGGUUUUCCAUAUAUGUGGCCAGUUAGAUAUUUUGAAGAACCGUUUAACCAAUUUAGAUGAAUGUAUAAAUUCUUACGAGGCACUGAAGAGUUGUAUAACAAGACAUAUGCGCUUACUUAGAGCUAUUGACAUUAUUGAAGAUACGUAUAAUGUAAUACUUCUUUUCUUAUUCGUAUAUUUUGCGAUACUGUUUGCUUUCUACGGUUUCCGGAUAAUUACUUUAUUUGAUGAAGGAAAUAAUAUAUCAUUACCUCACUUGGUAUAUUUUGCAUCCACUGUACUUAAUAUAUUUGCACAUAUGUGCCUAUACUGUGCUCUUGGUGAGAUCUUGGUUGCCCAGUGUAAUAAGAUAUAUUAUGCGGCUUACCGUAAUAAAUGGUACACCAUGAAUCCAAAAGUAACUCAAAGCUUGUUGUUUUUAAUGAUAAGAGGUUCUAAACCAGUUUAUCUUACUGCUGGCAAAGUAUUUCCUGUAACGAUGGCAACAUUUUGCAGUUUACUAAAAACGUCAGUUGGAUACAUAUCCGUUUUGCAUACAGCGAGAAGUUAAUAUUAAUAUGAAAUAAAUUUGAAGUUUUUUGUUAUUAUGCAACUUUUUAUAGUAAAGAAAACAGUAAUUGCAAAUAAAUUAUAGAUUUUACUACGGAA